GACUCCCUCAAAAUUUAACUAAUAAAUACAAUAAUAAUUCCUUGUCCCUCUGGGUCUUGAAAAUGUAUAUCAUGGGCAUAAUCUUUUGCUUCUUUGAAUGCGUUCUAAGCGCUGUUUGCCCCGAGGGUGUGGGCUAAUUUGGGAAUGCCGUGGUUUCACUUUCGUUUUUAUUAGAUAAUAUAAUUCGUUCUGUUUAUUCUUCUGGUGACUCAAUGACAGUCAUGGACAGCCCAAAGUUUGAACAAGCUAUAUCUUUAGUUGAAUAUCUGAAAGCGGUCGCUCACUCGUUGCAAUAUGCUUUCUGUAGACACUUUAAUAUUGUCCCUCAUGAUCUUGUUUCUGCCGGGAGUUGAUUGUUUCAUGGCUAAAUAUUUGCAGGGGAAUCGGUGAUGCCUCUUGCUCGAAAAUUAUGUCUCGAGUACAAAUGCAUGUUACUGCUUCUGCCACUACGUAACGCUCCUCGAGCCUUCGAAGAUUAGCCAAUGAAAAACGCUCGCAUGUCUGCGCCUACUCGAAUAAGGCGCAUACCCACUGUCGGCGGAGAAACCUAUUACGCCCAUAGUUAUUUGUUUACUCAUAACUGAAUUACCAGUUCUUAAUUUUCAGACAAGCUGAUGUCCGGAGCGCCAAGUCGAGUGAUUAACGUGUCAUCGAGCAGUUAUGUUGGAAGGCAGUUGGAUCUUGGCGAUUUGAACUUUGACAGACGACGUUAUUUCUACUUUCGUGCUUAUUCGCAGUCCAAGCUCGCCAACAUCCUCUUCACUAAAGAACUUGCACGACGGCUAAAGGGAACAGGAGUGGUGACGAACGCUGUGGAUCCUGGUUUAGUUUACACCGAAAUCAAUGGUCGACCGAAUCAGUCCAUGAUCUGUCGGUUCUUGGAUUCAACCAGAAGUAUUAUAGCUCGGACUGAGUCUCAAGGAGCACAAACGCAGCUGUACUUGGCUCUGUCUGAGGAAGGUGGUGUAGAGAGUGGCUCAUAUUACGUCAAUUGUAGGAAAGAACGUUUGUGGGGUAACGCAAGCGACAUGAAUCUAGCGAAGAAGCUCUGGGAGGUGUCGUGCAAAAACGUGCAACUCGCGCAAGAAGAAAUGAUUCCUGAUGCUGAAGAAAAUUCAAGUAACGCAAAUACGACUAAAAGGAAUGCCCGAAAAAACAUAAAUACGUCGUGAUUACUGCCUAUAUAUCAAAUAAUAGCAAGAAAUAUUUAUCGAACGCUUUUGACGACACCCUAGGACUAAAUACCCUAGUUCACAACACAAAAAAGAUCUCAUUCUAUGUCAGAAAAUCUUUUCAGUCUGAAGUACAAAGCUAAUAGAAGAGAAUAUUUUUCGUAAACAAAUGUGUAUACGGACUAAGUCGAAUAAGUCUCUUUGAAGAAAACAUUAAAUAAUAUUUCAAUUUAAAGCCUUUAUAUCAUAAUGACUGCCUGAAAUCCUUAUUUAGUGCGAGACGAGCUUUAUAAAUAAGGGUAUGGAUUACAUGAAAAUACGCAAAAAAUAUAAGCUACUUCCACCGUCCAGCAAGCAGCAGCCAACGUGCCUCCGGGCAGAUCGAGAAUGUGAAAUCUCAGCCCGCUCCUAUAGCAGUCCUACAGAUACAGACACCGUUAGAGUUCCAGACUCCAGUUGCGAACUGUUCGUCGUUUGGGUAGGAUGUCGUAGUUUUGUGCUGAAAAGUCACCACGGAACAAAAAAUUUGACUUACUAUGGAAACUUUGCAAAAAAUCAAAUGCCAUGUGUUGCUUCUCAACAUAUUAGCGUCCACACGAAUCAUGCACAGAUAGAAAUGUUUUAAAGCAGGGCCGCUUGCAGGCUGAUUUCGAACGUUUUCCAGGAAUAUUUAAAUUUUGGUGAGGUAUAUUAAGGCGUUUAUAUUAGCGUUUACAAUUGACAAUGAAAUAUCAGCAGGGUUAACUAAUUUUAAUUAUAAUUUCGGCUCCAAAUUCUAUACGAUGACCUGAUUUUGGUGAGACGAGAGAGUGAAAUUAACAUACUCGCAAGUUAACGUCGGUAAUAAUACAGAAACAGUAAAAAAUUAAUUAUCCAUCUAUGAUUGACUAUGUCCUGAAUUUAUAUGUAUGUCGAAGAUUGCUUCGAAUUUAACAGGAAACAUCAGAAAUUAGUUUUCCUUCAGUUUGAGAGUUUUACCGUCACCGUUAACGCGUUAAGUGCAUCAGCAACAUGAUCAUCAUGAGUUAUCUUAAUGCUUGAACAGAGAUUCAUUUUAAACUUAGCCUCAGCACUUAUAUCGCUGGCCUUCAUAAGAAACAAUCUAUUUUGCUAAGAAAACUGUCACAAUUUUCUAACGCGAUAGAAAAAGCUUAUUAGUUAUAAGGUGGCAAUAGAACCCUAUGAAUCGUAGUUAUGACCAGUACGUAUUAUAUGUUUUUAGUGAUUAGCUUGUAGUAUCUGCUGAGUUGCAACUUAUGUGUUCUUGAAAAUAGCUCUCAUCAAGCGUGAAGAUGAUUUUUAUAUACCGGUAUUGUCAACGAUUUACCAUGGAAGGCUCUCGGCCAGAUAAUUCAAAUACAACUCUAAACAAUGUUUAUGCAACCCAUUUGUACACGCAGAGACUUCCAUACGAAAACUUUCUCAUCAUGUCAGUAGGUCUGUGGAUAUUCUUGAGUGUAGUAGCGUUUAUUGCCUUCAUUUUCCUAAGUCUAGUUAUAUUUGGCAUCAUUAACCGGUGGAUGGCCAGAAAAUGUCCUGAUGGCGUGCGCCUCGAUGGAAAAACUGUCAUUGUUACGGGAGCUAGUGCAGGUGAGCCUCAUUUUCCAGCGUGUUCUUCGUAAAAUACAUAGCUAUAUAAUAAUAAUAAUAAUAAUAAUAAAUAAUCAUGGUAUUAGAACAGUGACGGAACGAUCAUGAAUGUUAUGGCUUCCUUUCUGUGUCGUAAGGGAGAGACCCCGUAGUGAUAGUAUUUAUUUAACAUUAAUUUGUCUGUUGUUGGAUUUGAAUUUGUCAUUCACUGAAGGUCUGUUGUGACAGCAAUAAAUAAUUGACGUUA
Hyalella azteca is the source of this 3009-nucleotide messenger RNA. RefSeq names its product retinol dehydrogenase 14. The record is from RefSeq and is a predicted model, not a curated record. The transcript has 4 exons. NCBI's taxonomy places the organism in Eukaryota, Metazoa, Arthropoda, Malacostraca, Amphipoda, Hyalellidae. The coding region runs from base 615 to 1172 and encodes 185 amino acids.